Closterium sp. NIES-67 is the source of this 4104-nucleotide messenger RNA. Lineage: Eukaryota; Viridiplantae; Streptophyta; Zygnematophyceae; Desmidiales; Closteriaceae. The record is from the annotation of a GenBank genome assembly.
AGGUAUUAAGGACCUAGAAAGUGUGUUGGAUGGAUCGGAGAAGCGACCACGAAGGAGGAACUGCUGCAACCCGAACCGGAAGGUCGCAACCAAGUAGCGAGGAGUUGCUCACAGCUCAAGAAGCAUGGGAUCGGAAGGAUCGCCAGGCUUUUCAGUACCUGUGUUGGGCUUUGGAGGGGCAACUUGAGCUUCUUAAGAUGCUGAUUGACCUGAAGGGGAAGGAAGGUGCAGCGGCUGCAGCUUGGAAAAGAGUACAAGAUAGGCACUUGCAGAAAGGGCUUCUAAGCGUGCUUACUUGGCGGAAGCGGUUUUACACCAUGGAGCGGAACUAUGGGGAGGGGGAGACCAUGGUUCAGUAUCUCCAGAGGGUGGAUGAGAAUGUGCGGGCUUUGGAGGAGCUGGAUUACACGGUAGAUGAGAAGGAGAUCAUCUAUACUGCGCUCCAAGGGUUGGAUCAAGCGGCUAAUGAGGCAUUACUACAGUACCUUCACCUCGAGCAACAGAAAUGGACCAAGGUGUGGAUUUGGGAGGUUCUAAUUUCUGAUGAGGCUCGCAAGGUUGAUGCUGGAAGAGGUCUAGAAGGAGGCAUGGGUGCAGUAGAUAAAGCUUCCUCCAGGAAAGGCUAUCAACAGCAAGGAGGUGGGGGGAAGAAGAAAGAGUUGGACAAAUGCCUUCAACUGCUGGAGUGUGUGAAGAAGGGGGAGCUGAAGGGGGUGGAGGUCAAGAAAGGAGCUGGGCAGCAGAGCAAAUGUCCCGACUGCACGUCUGGAAAGCUGCCUAGAACCUCAUUCCCUAUCUCCUCUGAUCAUGCCUCGACUCCCCUUGAGCUGGUGCACACGGAUGUGUGUGGACCGAUGCAAACUCCUGACCGGGAAAGGGGCAGCAGGUACUUUGUCACCUUUCUUGAUGACUUCAGUCGACUUAGCUGGGUCACCUUGGUGAAGACCAAGGAUGAGGUGGGAAAGGUGUUUAAGCGGUGGAUACGCUAUGUGGAGAGGGAAUCAGGGGCCAAGGUAAAGGUGUUAAGGUCAGAUCGGGGUGGAGAGUACCUUGGGAAAGAACUUCAAACCUUCUUGGAAGAAAAGGGUAUUACCCACCAGCUCUCUGUACCUUACACGCCGCAGCAAAAUGAGGCAGCGAAGCGGCUUAACAGGACCUUGACCGAUUUGGCUCGGGCCAUCCUUUCCCAUGCCGAGCUUGAUAACACUUGGUGGGGGGCAGCAGUGCAGUAUGCCAACUGGGUGAAGAACAGGAUGGGCAGCAAGGGGCUUGGAGGCAAGAGCCCAUACUCCUUAUGGACAGGGAAGGUGCCGAAUGUUUCCAUGGCACGAGUGUGGGGGUGCAUGGCACAGUAUAAGGUACCUGACCAGCAAAGAAGGAAGCUAGAUCCUAAGGCACAGUGGGGGAUCUUCCUUGGGGUUUCUGAGAGGAGCAAGGCUUGGGUGCUGUGGAGUGUAGCUGACCAGCGUGUGAUGGAGAGCCGUGAUGUGAUUUUCCAUGAGGGGCUGAAUUUUAAGGGGUGGAAGGAGCAUGGUACAAGCCAAAGUGGGACUUCCAUUCAAGACCCUCAUACGGCUUCUAUCUUUGAGGGGGCAUGGGAGGACCCUGGAGAUGAAGGGGAGGAGCAGCAGGAGGAGCCAGAACCAGCUGAUCCUAACCAUGAGGAGUCCCGAGAGACAGAUUCUACCCCUCAGCCAGCCACGCAGGCCGAUGCGCGUGAUGAUCAGCCGGAGCAGCAUGUGCCUUCAACUCCAUCGAGAAGCAGUUGGCAGCAGUUGUUGGACCAGCAGCUGUCCAAGACUCCGAGGACUCCAAUGAAGAGGGUGACUUGGGAGGAGAAGCUGCGGAGGCUGGAAGAAGGAGAGGCAACACCUCUGCGACGCAGUGCUCGAAUUUCCCAGCCACCUGAAAGGUUUACCCCGGGGCACAUUGCACGCAUGCAUGAUCAUCUUGUGUCUGAUUUGGAUGAUUGCAUGCUUGUGGACAUGCAUGGGCAUGAGUAUGCUCUUGAUGUGUGUCUAAUGGGUCAGGUGCAUGAGCCUAGGUCAGUCCACGAGGCGCUGAACCGUCCAGAAUGGGUUGAGUCCAUGCAUGAGGAGCUUGAGUCUCACAAGGUAAAUGGAUCAUUUGAGCUGGUUGAUCCAGCAGUGGUACCACCUGGUUUGGAGGUCCUCAGGUGUCAAUGGGUUUGGAAAUACAAGCAUAACCCUGAUGGUACUGUUGAGAGGCCUAAGUCCAGAUUGGUGGUGAUGGGAAACACGCAGAAAUUGGGAGUACACUAUGAAGAAGUGUACUCUCCAGUUGGGAAGCAUGCGACCUUGAGAGAUAUGCUUGGAAUUUCAGCUGCUUUGGGGCUUGAUAUCCAUCAUAUGGAUGUCAAGACAGCCUUCCUCCAUGGGGAUUUGGAGGAAGAGCUUUACAUGCGGCAGCCCCCUGGUUUUGAUGAUGGGUCUCACCGAGUGUGUCGCCUCAAAAAGUCCAUUUAUGGGCUAAAGCAAGCCCCACGACAGUGGUACCUAAAAUUUGAUGAGGCUCUCAUGGAUUUUGGGUUUGAGAGAUCUGAGUGUGACCCUGCCUUGUACCACUUUGUGAAAGAUGAGGAGCGGAUCUCCUUAUUCCUCUAUGUGGAUGACCUUUUGCUCCUAUGCUCUAGCAAGGCUUUGCUAGAUCGAGUGAAAGAGUUCUUGUCCUUGCGUUUUCGCAUGAAGGACUUGGGGGAGGUGAAGUACUACUUGGGAAUGCAAAUUGAACGUGAUGAGAGUGGUAUCUUGAUUCAUCAAGAGAGGUACAUUCUUAACAUGCUUCAGUCCUUUGGUCUCUCAGAGGCCAACCCCGUGCGUACUCCUCUCCCAACAGGCUUUGAUGUGCAUGCCUAUGAGGAUGAACCCUUGCUGCGAGAUGAGCUGGUCAAGCUCUACCAAAGCAUUGUGGGAUCCCUCAUGUAUGCUUGUACUACCACACAGCCACAGAUUGCCUUUGCAGUCUCACAGCUAUCUAAGGUCGCCUCUUGUCCUAAAAUGUUUCACUUGCAGGCCGCUAAGAGAGUGCUGAGGUACCUGAAAGGUGGUGUCAAGUCAGGUAUCUUCUUCCAAACACAGCCCCAGUCUCAGGUCCAGCUAGUUGGCUUCAGUGAUGCUGACUAUGCUGGAGAUUCCGCAAGUCGCAGGAGCCACAGUGGGUAUGUGUUCUGUCUGAAUGGGGCAGCUCUCUCUUGGCAGAGCAAGAGGCAGCCCGUGGUAGCACUCUCUACCACUGAGAGUGAGUAUAUAAGUCUGUGUCAGUGCAUUCAGGAGGGUGUCUGGCUGAGGCGUUUGUUUGGGGAGUUUGGCCAUGAUCAUGCUGGUGGUGUGCCUGUGUUUGUGGAUAAUCAGUCUGCCAUUGCCCUUGCACAGAAUGCAUGCUUGCAUGGCCGCACCAAACACAUGCAGGUCCGGUGGCAUUUCAUUCGGGAGAUGGUAGCUGCGGGUGAGGUGAUUUUGCAGUGGUGCCCUACCAACCGUCAGGCUGCUGAUAUUCUUACCAAGUCUCUUCCAUUUGAGCGUCAUGGUGUGUGCAUGACCUUGCUCGGGAUGCAGCCCCAUGAUGACAGGGUUCCCGCAGCAGAUGCCGGCGUCUUGGUGCUCCUCUCCUUGGCGGACUCCAUGCUCUGGGUGGCCCCAACCCAUGGGCAAGGGGGAGUGGUGUGAAGGCAUUUGCCCUAUGGUGUUGAGCCACACCCAGCACGAGCAAGGGGGAGUGAUAAAUGUGUAGUGUUCUGUGGUGUGAUUUGCUCUAGCUGGCUGUGGGCUAUUGGGAUUUGGGCAAAAGAAUUGAGUUGGUUGGCUAGGUUUGAUCUCGUUACCUUUCCAACCCAUACUACCCCAUACCCACUACAACAUCUUUGAUGUUGCAGCUGUGGCACUUGGGAGUGUUAGGGUUUGGUUCAGGGCGAGGGUUGGUGUUGUUUGACAAUCAAAUACUCCAACUUUUCCAGAUCGAACUGCUUCCCUUCUCGUUUUUACUAGGUGAUUCAUGGCUGCCUAGCCAAAUUACCAGAAGACCCCCUCACACUGAUUUCGUCAUAAUCGGCGGCUCAGAUCUUGGUUAUGAACGUGCUUUACCAUU